Ostreococcus tauri is the source of this 2034-nucleotide messenger RNA. Its product is annotated as Major facilitator superfamily domain, general substrate transporter. Gene Ontology annotation, biological process: transmembrane transport. NCBI's taxonomy places the organism in Eukaryota, Viridiplantae, Chlorophyta, Mamiellophyceae, Mamiellales, Bathycoccaceae. The transcript has a single exon. The record is from RefSeq and is a predicted model, not a curated record. Gene Ontology annotation, molecular function: transmembrane transporter activity. Gene Ontology annotation, cellular component: membrane. Bases 1 to 2034 code for a protein of 677 amino acids.
AUGCCGUCCCGCGUCGCCGACGCCGACCCCGACGACAUCGCUCGCCGCUACGCCAAGUCCCGCGAGCGAAGAGAGCGUCGUCAGCGUUCGCGAGAGGCCACGCCGAGUCCCAAGAGCUCGAGCGCGUUCGAUGGCAUUCGCUCCUUCUUCAAGCUUUCUCCACGAAACGCGAGUGAAGACGUCGCGGACGUCGAGCGGACGGCAGACACGUCAUCGCGCUCCGUGGCGGACGCGCGUGAGAGCCCUCGGAGCGAGCGUUCGGAGCGCACGGGGCGGAGAGAGGGCUCGGCGGGUGUUGGGCGAGCGCCGAGAGCGCGCGAGGACGGCGACGAGCGGCGACCUCUGUUGCGAGGAAGCGCGAGGGGGGACGGCGAUGAUGAUGAUGAUUUAUUCGCUCCCGAGCGCGCGGCGAGCGGGAGACGGGUGGGCUGGGGUGGAGCGAAGCUCACGCGAGAGUCGCUGCAAAUGUUGGGCGGAGACGUCGAGUCUGGGACGGAAUCGGCGACGCGAGCGCGGGCGCUUCGGGCGAGCGUCGAGAGCUCGGGGUUGUCUCGACGAGUGAUGCUGCUGCCCAAAGCGUGGAGACAGUGGGCGGCGAUGGCUUCCGUGUCCAUGGCGUGCUCGUGCGCUGGGUUGGCCAUCGGCUUUCCGUUCGCGGCGCGGCGAACGUUGGCUUGCGGUCCCGCGGGUGCGUGCGACGACGGGGCAGGGCGAGAGGAAUUCGGGACGUUAAAUUCUACGCUCUUCGUGGGCGCUGUUCUAGGCGCACUCAUCGCCGGUCGCGCGUGCGAUCUUUUCGGUAGGAGAACGACGGUGGUGGGUGCGACGAUUCCCGCCGUCGCGGGUUGGAUAGUGGUGUUCUACGCGAAGGCGUUUUCCGUGCUCUCGCUCGCCGGGAAAUUCACGGUGGGGAUUUCGGUGGGGAUGCUUAGCGCGGCGGCGCCGGUGCUCCUGGGUGAGGCGGGCUCGGGUCAAAAUCGCGGCGCGCUCGCUGUGUUGCCCAUGGUUGCGGUGGCUAAAGGAGUCCUAUUCAUGUACAUCGCGAGCUUGGCGCGAGUGGUGAUGCACUGGCGACACUUCGCGGCUUUGUGCGCCGGUAUGAACACAUUAGCGUUCGUCGUCACCGCGUUAGCGACGGUCGAGUCACCAAGGUGGUAUCUGUCGAGAGAGAUGCCAGUGCACGCCGUCGACGCGUUGACGACUCUUAACGGCGCUUGGGAAGAGAUUGAGGUGAUGGAAGAGAUGGCGAAAAUUAUUUCUAGGGAGAACGCGAAGACGUCACCGCCAGGUGCUUUCGCGCAGUUUAGGUUCUGGCAUCUCGUCACGUUGGAUAACUUGAUGAGAUGCGUCACGAUGACGUGCACGCUAGUUGGUGUACAGCAGCUCAGUGGAUUAUCCUACGCGGUUUACGACGAUCCGGAGAUACCGGAUGAUGCCGCGGUACCAUCCUCGGAGGAAACGCGCGUCGCGUUCAUCGUCGCGCUCAUGAUCGGCGUGAUGAUGUGCUCAAGGUUCGUUGAUCACUAUGGUCGAAAACCGUGCAUGACGGCGUCUUUGAUUGGCAUGCUCAUCUCCAACGUCUCCAUAGCCGCCAUUGCCUCUGGUAUGCACUUUGGGCCGGCCAGAGACGCUUUGGACGUUUCCGUCGUAUGCUACGCCUUCUUUUUUGGUCUCGGCAUGUCCGGAAUACCCGCUCUCAUGUCGGUCGAGUUGUUUCCGCAGCACACGCGCGCGACGGCGUGCGCCUUCCUUUGCGCCCUCCACUGGCUCUACGCGUUCGCCGUGACGUUCGCCUACGAGAUCGCCCUGGAGGUAUUUGGCUCCGCCGCCGUCCACGGCUUCUUCGCAGUGGUCUGCGCCCUCGGCGCCUUCUACGUCGCCCGCUUCGUCCCAGAAACCUCCUCGAAAACGCUUGAGGACACCGUGGCCCUCCUCACCCCGAGAUCCGACGCCACGCGCGCUCGGACUCGACCCAUUUCUUCGCACGCGCGCGCGAAACCACCCCGAAACGUCCGCAGUGUCCUCCUAGCCUGA